UACGCUAAGGUUCGAGCAAACGGGCUGAUUUUUUUACCAAUAAUAGAAGCAUGUUGACACUUUAAAUCCAUAUGGACAAUAUUGGAGAGAGCCUUUAUAAAGUACCACUGCUGACCUCAACAAAAUAAUUUUACUUUUUCACAGAUAGGAUAGAAAACAAUAUACUUAGCAAAGAAUCUCUCUAGGCAUGUCAUUAUCAAUAUAAAGCUUGAACAUGCCUCUUGAAUUGAUAAAAGAAUCAGUUCGUUAGCUCGAGCCAUAGUGGAGAUAUUCAAUUUUUUUCGGCUAAGUGAUUUUUUUUCAAACUGUGAAAUAGUAAAUUUUUCUUGUCUUCAGUCAGUAGUGAUAGUUAACAAAGGAUCUCCCUAGACAUGUCCUUAUGGAUAUAAACUUGGUACAUGCCUCUAUCACUGGUAAAAAUAUCAGCUCAUUUGGUCGACAUCUAGCGGAGAUAUUUUAAUUUCUUAUCGGAGUGUUAUUUAUGAAACAGCCUGUAUUUUCGGACUAGUUGACUACACUCAAUUUGAUUAUCUUUAUCUUGUGUUUUUUUUCGAAUGUUUGAUCUAUCGAACGGAAAAAAAUCUUGUUGAUUAAUUUUUUUUUUUGUCUUGUUAUUCGUUGUUGAGAUCGUUCGAUUUAACUCAUAUUUGAUUAUAGAAGAACAAAUCUACUUGACGACGGUUCGAUUGAAUAUAUAUAUAUUUUGGUUGAUUGUUGAUUAUCUCAAUAUUAUAUUGAUAUGAUAAAUUUCGAUUUAUUUCGAAUAUAUUCUUUCUCUCUCUAUAUAUGUUCAAUCAGGGAAUUUUUUUCUAUUAAACUAUGUCAAAUAUUGAAUUGUUCGAAUAAAUAAGAUUUUAACAAUCGUUUAUAGUAAAAGGUCGAUUGUGAUUAAAUAAGAUGAUGUUGUUGUUAGAUAGUGAUGCUUUGAAAUGAGACACUCUUUAUCAAUAUUUUGUUUCUAUUUCGAAUUGAAUUUAUUGAUAUAAUUGAAAACUGUUAUUCAACUAAUCGGUUAUGGUAACCAUUUAUUUAAAUCUUUCAUUAUUUUACUGGUCAAUAUUCAAUAAAAACUUAGGACAACCUCUUUUAAAUAUGAUUGAUCUUCUUUACCGAUAUUUUCUGAUCGACGAAAAGGAUUUUUAUAAAAAAAAAAAACGUUCACUAGUUUAUUAGUAGUUAUUGAUGAAAUUGUAGACGGAAAUGAUUAAAGUAUCUGAUAAGUUGACUAUUUAACCUAUGAAUAUAUAGCCGAUCCUCUUAUUUAACUGAUCAAUGAUCUCUCUAUCAUUGUCAAUUGAUAGUAAACGUUGAUUAUGUAAUAGAAUAUAAAAUUGUUUUAUAUAUGAUAUAAAUAGAACGAGAUAAUAUUUAUCGUUUAGAAAUAAAUCAACUAUCUAUUAUCAAUCGUCUUGAAGAACAUUUAAAUAAAAUAAUAAAAAAUUCGUUUCGAAAUUUAAAUUCUCUAUUUGACAUUGACACUAAAUAAAAUGAUUCUCAUUAUUAACAACUAAAAUAAUUUCGAUUUUUUGAAAAAAGAAGAAGAUCUAAAUUGGUUCGAUGUCUCAUUUCUAUAGAAGAAUUCGAUCUUUGACAAAUUUCUAGAGAAUGAUUAAUUCUUUCUUUUAAAUUUAUCGUUGAGAAAUGUUUUCUCAACUAUUCGUCUAAAAAUUGAUUCUUAUGUUUUUUUUUCUAUUAUAUUGAUUAUAUAGAAGUCUGAAUAUAGAAAAGUCGCUCCAAUAAUCAAUGAUCGAUUUUCAUAAGAUUUAAUAACGUUUGAAAAAAAAAUACACAUCAAUAAUCUAUUUCAAAAUUGUUUUAUUUAGACAAUAAAAGUUGAAUUUGAAAUAAUUGACUUAUAUUCAAUCGUUAAGUCAGGUUUAUAUCUAUGCGGUGAAUAUGAUAAAAAUGGUAAAUAUUUUAUUUAUAUUAAAAAAAAAAUAAAUGUGGAAACCUCGGAUUUAAAUCCGAGAGUUAUGUGUACUUCAAAAAGUGAAUGAGGCAGAUGAGUCAUCCUAGAAUGUGGAGACAUAAAAAUUAUCCUGGCAAACUUUUUCUAUAAACACUUGAUUUCUAUUGGCUACUGCUCAACCAAUAGGAUUUGGGGUAAAUACAGCUCAGAUUUGAACUCUUCGUCUUGAUUUACCCUAAGAAAGUCUUUUUUCCUAUAACUUGAUUGCUAUUGGUUACUGCUCAACCAAUGGAAUUUCGAGGCGAAUGGAGCACAUAUUCGAGUUCUCCACCCCAGAAAACCUCGAACUAUCAUCUGUAUGAUCGGAAGAUAGAGCUCUAAUUGUAGAUCAAUUAGAGCGUGGACAAGAACAAAACCAAAUUCCGUUUAAUUAUCUUUGCAAUAGGUGAGUUAGCUUUCUUGUUUCUUUAUGUUUUAUAUACCAUUUUGUAGCUCGUGAAAUUCUCUAUCGAAUGGUAUAUAAUAGUUGGGGUUUUAUUUAACUAUGAUAGGAAAAGUUGUUUACGAAAGCUGGGAUCGGUCGAUUUUCGCAUAGGAAGCCAUAGGGAAAAAUGACUAUUUUUGCAAUAACUCACGAAUGGCUCGGUCGAUCAUGCUCAUCUUCGAACUCGACCGAGAUAUUGUUAAGACUAAACUGUGUAGAAAAUUUCAUCGUGAUCGGACUCUCCUUUCAAAAGUUAUCGUGUUAACGGCCGGACGGCCGGCCGGACGGCCGGACACACUGACCGAUUCUAGAGUGUACUCACUUUUUGAGUACACAACAAAUAUUUUAUUAUGUUAAGUAUAUUCUCUUUAUCGAAUUGAAUCAAUUAUUGAUAAAUCUUUACCUAUUAUUUUAUUUGAUAACACUUCCAUGUUUACCAAAAUCAAUUUCAUUUUAUAAAAACACUAUUUUAUUUUAAUUUACAUUGAAUUAUAAUUAAACGGGUAAAAUAUAUCUUUUUAGAAAUAUUCUUGGAAUAAUAAUAUACAUAUUAAAUAUAUUAAAUAUAUAAUAAUAAUAAAAAAAAAUAAAUCAUAUAAUGAUAACAUAACAUCUGCACAAAUUCAUCGAAAUGAAGAAUCUAUUGCAUUAGGAAGAUAAUCUGGUCGAAUUGCUCUUUGCUCACAAACGAGAUUUUAUUCUUAUAUAUUUAAAUAAUUUCGAUUUUUUAUUUAUAGGUAUAGUUUUAUAAAUUCAACAAAUAAACAACCAACAAUAUCAUAUUUACAUUGGUAUUCAUUAUCUCUCCUUUGUUUAACAUUUUCAUUUGAUCGCCUUCAUAUUAUUGGAAGUAAUUUAUCAAUUGAACAAACAAUUGGUGGAAUUAAUCAUAUCUUUCUUCCUCAACAAGCUUCUUUGCCAGCUGUUGAAGAACAAGAAAAAUUACGUCAAAAUGCUCGUACAAUGUUAUCAAUAAUUCAACGUACGAAAGUUCAACUUAUUGAAUUACGUCCAACAAUAAAUGAUGAAGCUGAUCAAAAACUUAAAGUUUGUUUUUUUUUGAAAUUCAAAAUCAAU
Molecule: messenger RNA, 3470 nt
Organism: Rotaria sordida
Lineage: Eukaryota; Metazoa; Rotifera; Eurotatoria; Philodinida; Philodinidae
Source: the annotation of a GenBank genome assembly